CUACAAACCAGAUAUGUAAACCCACAAAAAACCCAAGAUUGAGCAAUAUAUUAAUCAUAAGUUAGUUAGUAAGAUCGUUAUCAAUAUUAUAUAUAAAAUCGCCCUCCGUGAUAAUGGAAUGCCCCGUACCAAGUAAAAGCUUACCUCAACUUUACCUUAAAAGCUCUCGUAUAAUUAUUUUUUGUUCACUGCUGUACUUGUUAGUUACGCCUAAUACAAUCGCUUAAAAUACAGUAUAUUACUGUUAGAUUUCACAAACUAAUUCUAUCGAUUAUAAAAUAUAGUCAACCCAUCACAGGACGUUUAUGAUGAUGAACUCAAAGAUGAUGAAAAUAUUUUGGCUUUUGCUGAUCGGGGCCAACAUAAAUGCAAACGAAACAAAUGACGUAAAGACAAUAUUCGAGCAACAUGAAAUAGUUCCAGAUGUUGUACCAUAUGCACCAAACCGGUUUUUAAAGGUCACAUAUACCGACGGCUUGGAAGUGAAAGCGGGCGUAGAACUCACACCAACUCAAGUAAAGUCACAACCUUUGGUAGAAUGGGAGGCGGAUCAAUACUUAUUUUACACACUUAUAAUGACAGAUCCAGACGCACCAUGUCGCAAUGCACCCAAAUUACGCGAGUUCAAACACUGGUUAGUGGUUAACAUUCCAGUCAAUGACAUUUCCAAAGGUGAAGUUUUAAGCGCUUAUGUUGGCGCAGGACCCCCCAAAAAUACAGGACUGCAUCGUUAUGUAUUCCUGCUGUAUAAACAAAAUGGGAAGUUAGAAUUCCAUGAGGCACGAGUUGGAAAUAACAGCAGAGAAGAACGUCCUAAAUUCCGUGUAGCUAAUUUUGCUUCAAAUUAUGGCCUUGGUUAUCCUGUAGCAGGCAACUUUUAUCUAGCGCAAUGGGAUGAUUAUGUUCCCUUCGUUCACAAACAGCUUUCAGGCAACUGAGGUAUUUAUUUUUGCAAUCAAUUGUAAAUCAUUUUCGUAAUUAAAUAAUACUAGUUCGUCUUCUUUCAAAAA
This is a messenger RNA of Bactrocera oleae (olive fruit fly), 1010 nucleotides long. Its product is annotated as protein D3. NCBI's taxonomy places the organism in Eukaryota, Metazoa, Arthropoda, Insecta, Diptera, Tephritidae. The record is from RefSeq and is a predicted model, not a curated record.